Homo sapiens (human) is the source of this 416-nucleotide messenger RNA. It is a transcript of the gene TUBGCP5, whose product is annotated as tubulin gamma complex component 5. Gene Ontology annotation, cellular component: centrosome; spindle pole; microtubule organizing center. Gene Ontology annotation, biological process: microtubule nucleation; microtubule cytoskeleton organization. Gene Ontology annotation, molecular function: gamma-tubulin binding. NCBI's taxonomy places the organism in Eukaryota, Metazoa, Chordata, Mammalia, Primates, Hominidae. The record is from RefSeq and is marked validated.
AGACGCGCGCUGCAGGAGCGCGGAACAUGGCGCGGCACGGGCCACCGUGGAGUCGGUUGGACGCGCAGCAGGAGCGCGACGUGCGGGAGCUCGUCCGGGGUGUCGCCGGCCUCCAGGACGAGGCAGACCCCAACUUCCAGCUCGCCCUAAACUUCGCCUGGUCCAACUUCAGAUUUCAUCGUUUCUUGGAUGUCAACAGCCACAAAAUAGAAAAAACAAUCGAAGGAAUUUAUGAAAAAUUUGUCAUUCAUUCUGAUCUAAGCAAAGCUGCUAGUUGGAAGAGAUUAACGGAGGAAUUUCUAAAUGCACCACUUCCCAGUAUAAAGGAAAUAAAGGUUGCCUUCAAUUAUGAGAUCUCCCUGUGUAUUUUACUGUUUCUAUCUGAUUAUCCAAUUUGUUUCAGUUAUGUUUAAACA